This is a messenger RNA of Sorex araneus (European shrew), 3454 nucleotides long. It is a transcript of the gene UMODL1, whose product is annotated as uromodulin like 1. The record is from RefSeq and is a predicted model, not a curated record. NCBI's taxonomy places the organism in Eukaryota, Metazoa, Chordata, Mammalia, Eulipotyphla, Soricidae. Gene Ontology annotation, molecular function: peptidase inhibitor activity; protein binding; calcium ion binding. Gene Ontology annotation, cellular component: cell surface; extracellular region.
AUGCUCUCGGCCUCGGGGCUGCUCCCGUUGCUCUGUGCCCUGGGCUCGAGCCGGGCCAGCGGCUUCACAGAGACAGGCCUGUCCCUGCUGGGCUUCCAGCUCUGCAACCACAGCCAGACCCGGCUCGUGCCGCAGGUGGAGGCUGUGCGGACGCCCCGCCUGACCCUCGCGCCCUGCGGGGGCUGGAUCCCCUGGAGGCACUGCCCCAAGACUGUCUACAGCACCCAGUACCGGGCUGUGGGCGUGCCCGAGGCCAGGCACGUGACCGGCUGCUGCGAGGGCUUCGAGCAGCUCGGCCUGUACUGCGUCCUGCCUCUGAACCGCUCCCUGGAGUUUGCCUCCAGACCCGGGGUCUGUCCCGUGGUGGGGCGCGGAGAGGCCACCCUGUCCUGCAACCUGGACAUGGACUGUCCCGGGCUUUGGAAGUGCUGCCCCUUGCCGGGGGGCCCCGUCUGUGUGGCCCCUGAGCCUCCAGCUCUGCAGGGGGCCCCGGGCGCGUCCUGGUACAACGUGACCUUCCUGGUGAAGAUGAGCUUCUCCGAGCUGCAGCGGGUGGACCCUCAGCUCCUCGGCCACGCGCGGCUGCUGCACGCCAUGGUCAGCAGCGCCCUGCGCCCCCUGAACUGCACGGUGCACCCCCUGCACUCGGCCGCCGGGGACCCCGAGACCACGACCUCGCAGCUGCUUCUGGGCCUCGGCCGCCCGCUGCCCCUGGCCGCCGUCUCUGCCGCGCUGGACGCCGUGGUGAAGCGGGCGUAUGAAGUGAUCCACGUCGGGGUGCAAGACGUGGACGAGUGUCUGCACGCGGAGCUGUGCGCCUGCACCGGGGGGCAGCUGUGUGUGAACACGGAGGGCUCCCACCACUGCCAGCCGUCGGGCAGCCCCGCGCCAGGCUUCCCCGUGGUGGGCGGAGACACGUCCAUGUCCCUCCUUGUACUGCCCUCCCCUCUCCGAAGCCCUCAGCAGCAGCGUCACCCGCACCAGCGUCCACCUGUCCUGGGGCUGGGGUUCUGCCAGCCCCAGCCUGUGUCCAGCUGCUCCAGGGGCCAGCUCAGGAGGGCCCGGCCCCGGGGGACAGCCCUGGGGGUGGCCGGGCUGGAGGCUGGGGUCCUGCGGGUGAAGAUCAGCUGCCCAGCCUGCGGGGCCAAUGGCAUGGUCCGCAGCGGCGGCCGGCAGGGGCCCCCGCACUGGCCGCCUCCCAAGGCCACUGCCGCGCCCACCGCCCAGCCCAGCCCCCCCCAGGGGCCCACGGGCCACGCGACGUGGCAGCCCGACGGGUCUGCGCGGGUCCUGACAGCGGCCCCUCCGCACAACUGGGACCUCGGACCUCCGAGCUCCGCAGCCCCGCCCCCGGCGCCCGCCCUGCAGUCUCAGGGGCGUCCAGCCUGUGUGCCCAGUGCUCUCGGGACCGUCACCGUCUCCAACGUGACCGGCACCGGCUUCCACGUGGCCUGGGCGGCGGAUCUGGCCCCGCACCCCACUUUCCAGCUCACCCUGACUUCCCCCUGGGGGGCUCGAGAGCACCUGGAGACCCCCGACACCAAGGUCACGUUGGCGGGCCUGGAGCCCGGCGCCCUGUACCUGCUGGAGAUCCUGGCCAAGGCUUGCGGGGGAGAAAGUUCCAGAGUGCACCUGAGAGUCCGGACAGCCGCCCGCACGCUCCGAGGCUGGGUCCGCGUGGCCAAUGUCCAGUUCUCGGAGGCCCUCGGCAACUCGAGCAGCGAGGAGCACCAGGCCUUCCUGCGGCUCUUCCUGGGCACGGUGCGCGAGGCCCUGCCGGCCGCCAUGCAGGGCCACGUGGACUCGGGCCGGGUGCAGCUGCGGGUGAGCGGGCUCUCGAGGGGCAGCGUCGUGGUGGACUUCCUCCUGCUGGUCCUCGGCCCCCUGGACGUGCGCGAGGUGUCGGCGGCCUUCCUCGCCGCCCUCCGAGGCCUCUCGCUGCUGGAGGUGGCAGAGGCAGACAGCUUCAUCGGGGAUCACGACGAGUGUGCGCACGGGGACCAUGACUGCAGGCCUGGCUCCGUCUGCCACAACACCCUGGGCUCCUUCACCUGUGACUGCGCAGGCGAACCUGAGAGCCCUGUGGAGUAUUCCGGAAGGCCCUGCGAAGGUGACGCCGCUGCCCACACGACCGGGCCCCCAGAGUCCCUGCCGAGCACUGUGGGAGGAGCAUCCGGGGCUGCCCCGCGGCUGAGCCUGGCGGCGGCGGUCUCCAUCCUCUGUGAGAUCCAGAGGGUUGGGAUCGCCAUCCAGAGGCGUUUCCUGCGCCAGGAGGCCAUCCCCGAGUCCUCGCUGUACCUGGGGCAGCCGGCGUGCGGCGUGACGCAGACCAACGGCACACACGUGCUCCUGGUGGCCGGCUGGGACCAGUGCGGGACCGUGGUGCAGAGCAACCUGAGCAACACGGAGGUGCGGACCACGCUGAGGAGCGGCCCCGCGGCGGGGGGCGUCAUGCACCACCUGCGCAUCCUGAGCCCCGUGCACUGCGCCUUCAGGAACCACCUCCUGGUGUCCUCCAGCUACACCCCGCAGUGGGGGGCGGCCCCGGGGGCCGGGGACCUGCACGGCGCGGGCCGCUUCGAGCCCGAGAUGCAGGUGCUGGCGGGCGCGGCGCCGCUGCCCCCCGGCCACAGCGUGCCGGCGCGCGCGCACGUGCGGGUGCAGGUGGGGCUGCGGCCACGGCAGGCGCGGCUCCGCGUGGUGCUGCUGGACUGCUGGGCCACGCCGGGCCGGGACGCCCGCGACCCCCGCGCCUUCCGCUUCAUCAACAACAGCUGCCCGGUGCCCAGCGCCCACACCGACCUGCUGGAAAACGGCGGUUCCGACAAGGCCUGGUUCCGCCUCCGGGUCUUCUCCUUCGUGGACAACCCGCUGGUCUACCUGCACUGCCGCCUGCGCGUCUGCAUGGACGCGCCCUCCGCGCCCUGCCGGGUGGACUGCAGCGAUGUCCGAACUCUGAGGACCGGGGAUGGCAUUGCCACCCACCAGGCGUCUUGGGGACCCCUUGUUCGGGCGGAAGGAGACGCUCCGGCCGUGUGGCCCGGCCUGGGGACCAGCUCCCUGGUCCUGGCUGCGGUGGCCGCCCUGGCCGCGGUGACCGGGCUGGCCGCGCUCCUUGUCCAGCGCUGCCGGAGAGUGACCAGCGGGUACCGCCUCAAAGUUCCGCCCAGUGGCUCCGGCUACCAUGAUGUCUGCACGUAGGGCCACGCGGAGCAGGGGCUCCGAGAGGCGUAGGCCGCGCCCGAGUGACCAGGAAGGUGGACACCGCCCUGCUCUGGGGUCUCAUCCCCCCAAGCGCGGCCAGGCAGGAGUGCCCGAGGAAGGCCGGUCCCAGAAGGCGGAGCCUAAGGAAGGAGGGGACAGAAUCCGGGUGACCUGCCUGCCCGCCCCCGUGCCCUCCUGCCCAUGACCCGCCUGCCCGCCCCACCCCCGCAAUAAAGACGAUGCGUCCAGG